This is a messenger RNA of Scaptodrosophila lebanonensis, 692 nucleotides long. Its product is annotated as protein trunk. Gene Ontology annotation, molecular function: signaling receptor binding. NCBI's taxonomy places the organism in Eukaryota, Metazoa, Arthropoda, Insecta, Diptera, Drosophilidae. The transcript has a single exon. The coding region runs from base 3 to 671 and encodes 222 amino acids. The record is from RefSeq and is a predicted model, not a curated record.
AAAUGGAACUUCGAUUGAUCUAUAGUUUAAUUUUUCUGUUCGUUUAUAAAUGUAUAGUUUCCGCGAAAUCAGAUUCCUGUGCAAAACUAUCGCAAAAAACUCUUAGUAUGAUAUUGGGGCAAGCUUUCAACCCACGAUAUAUGAGCAUUUUUCCACCAAGCUCAGAAAGUUCGGAAUUUAGUUACAAGAGAUCCUUAAAUGAGAUGCCAUUUUAUGCUGACAACGACAUUGUUUCCUUGGGAGAUUUUCCCGCUUGGGACACAAACCACUUCGCGUACUUUGAGAAGAAAGGAGACAAAUUAUUGAAAAGAGCCCUUCCAACAAAACAUGGAUAUAUUAGUACAGAAGGCGGCUCAAAUGCAGAAGUUUUUAUGUCGCGGCCGUGGGAAUGUUCAUCCAGGAUCAAUUGGAUUGAUUUAGGUGUAAACUACUUUCCACGCUACAUUCGAUCUAUAGAGUGCAUAGCUAAAAAGUGUUGGUAUGGACAUUUUUAUUGCAAACCGAAGUCUUUCACAAUAAAAGUACUACGUAAAAAAAAUGGUUCGUGCAUUCGAAUAAGCAACAAACUUAUUCUUAUUACAAGAGAAGAGUUGCAAAAUGAUUAUACUGAGUUCUGGAUAUGGGAGGAAGUAGCAGUUAACUUUUGUUGUGAAUGUGUAAUGAAAUAUUAAUAAUAAAUUCAAAAAUAACAA